Messenger RNA from Marchantia polymorpha subsp. ruderalis, 4984 nucleotides. The record is from the annotation of a GenBank genome assembly. Lineage: Eukaryota; Viridiplantae; Streptophyta; Marchantiopsida; Marchantiales; Marchantiaceae.
GGGGGAGGGAAGGGGAGAGGAGGAGGAGGAGAGAAAGGAGGAGGUCGAGGAGAAGAAGGGAAGGGGGCGAAACACAGGAGGAAGGGGAGGGGGAGAUUUUUGGUCUGGUCCAUCUGGUGUGGAGGUGCUGGCCUGCCUGUCUGCUUGCUUCGCCUCGCCUCGCCCCGCCUUGCCUGCCUGCCUGCCUGCCUGUGCCUGCGUGGUGUGGUUGCUUGUUGUGCUGCUUGUUGUUGUUGUUGUGUUGUGCAUCGGGUCGCGUCGGGGCCUGGCUGGUGGUAUCGCAGUGUAUCGCAUCUCUUUCUCGGAACAGGAGAAGGCCGAAGAGGGCAGGGAGGGAGAGAGCGAGAGAGAGAGAGAGAGGCAGAGAGAGGGAGAGGGAGAGAGAGAGAGAGAGAGGGAAAGAGGCCAGCAAGGGUGGAAGAGGAGAGGAGGAGGAGGAGGACGGGAAGGAAGGGAGGCGUAUCAGUAGCCAUCGAGAGUCGCUUGCUUGGAGUCCCAGUUGUCCGUGCGAGGGAGGGGAAGGGGUUAGAGAAGAGAUAGAGAAGCGAAGUGGAAGCAGAGUUUUUCCGCUUGCCUCGGGCGCUCGCGGUAUCUGUCGUGUGUUUAUAUCUUAUCAUCAUCACAAUCAUCAUCGCGGUCGGGGUUUUAUUUUUCUCCAGUGUCGCUCCUCUGUCCUGUCUCUCAUCGUAUUCGCGCCGUUUUGAGAUCUUGUAGCAGACACAUGCCCAGGCAGACGCAGAAUUGAAUUAGGCUGCUGCAAUGACUAUGAUGGCGGCCCCUCUCGAUGAAGACGAUGACAUGUUGGUUCCACCGGCAGAUUUCAACGAAGGCAUAGAAGCAAUGGAAGUGGUAGGGCAAGGAGAGACGGUCUCCACAGCAGAGAAUCAACCAGUGGAUGAUCCCCAGACAGGAAAAUUCACUUGGACUAUAGAGAAUUUCUCGAAGAUAAAUCUGAGGAAGCAUUACUCCGAAACCUUCAAGGUCGGAGGAUACAAAUGGCGCGUUUUGUUGUUUCCCAAGGGCAAUAAUGUGGAUCACUUAUCAGUCUAUUUAGAUGUUGCGGAUUCAGCAUCGCUACCUUAUGGCUGGAGCAGAUUCGCGCAUUUCAACUUGGCUGUCAUAAAUCAGUUUGACGCCAAGCUCACUGUAAAGAAAGACACGCAGCACCAAUUCAACCUCAGAGAAAGUGAUUGGGGUUUCACCUCGUUUAUGCCCCUGCAAGACCUUUACGACCCGGCGAGAGGUUUCUUGGUGAAUGACUCACUCAUUGUGGAAGCUGAUGUGAAUGUGCGUAAGGUUGUUGAUUACUGGGCCUAUGACUCCAAAAAGGAGACUGGGUUUGUUGGCUUGAAAAAUCAAGGUGCAACAUGUUACAUGAACUCCCUUCUACAAACUUUGUAUCAUCUCCCUUACUUUCGAAAGGCCGUGUAUCAUAUGCCGACAACAGAAAACGAUGUGCCCUCUAACAGCAUUCCACUAGCUCUUCAAAGUCUAUUUUACAAAAUCCAGUACAGUGACACAAGUGUUGCGACUAAAGAUCUUACAAAAUCUUUCGGAUGGGACACGUACGACUCAUUCAUGCAACACGAUGUUCAGGAGCUCAACCGGGUUCUUUGCGAGAAGCUAGAGGAUAAAAUGAAGGGCACUGCUGUCGAGGGAACAAUCCAGCAGCUUUUUGAAGGUCACCAUAUGAACUACAUCGAGUGUAUCAACGUUGACUACAAGUCAACACGCAAGGAAUCGUUCUAUGAUUUGCAGCUCGACGUCAAGGGCUGUAAAGAUGUCUAUGAGUCAUUUGACAAGUAUGUCGAAGUGGAAAAACUGGAGGGUGAAAACAAGUAUCAUGCUGAACAGUAUGGCCUCCAGGACGCUAGGAAAGGUGUGCUCUUUAUCGACUUUCCUCCCGUUCUUCAACUCCAGUUGAAACGGUUUGAGUACGACUUUAUUCGCGAUACUAUGGUCAAGAUCAAUGAUCGCUACGAGUUCCCCUUACAAUUAGAUCUCGACAGGGAAAAUGGAAAGUACCUGUCUCCUGAUGCGGAUCGGAGUGUACGCAAUCUGUAUACUUUACACAGUGUCUUGGUUCAUAGCGGUGGUGUGCAUGGAGGACAUUACUAUGCCUUCAUCAGACCCACUCUUUCCGAUCAGUGGUACAAGUUUGACGACGAGCGGGUGACGAAGGAAGAGUACAAAAGAGCUCUUGAAGAACAGUACGGUGGAGAAGAAGAAUUACCGCAGACCAAUCCAGGCUUCAACAACGCACCAUUCAAGUUUACAAAGUACUCGAAUGCAUACAUGCUUGUCUACAUCAGAGAAUGUGACAAGGAUAAAGUUAUCUGCAAUGUGGAUGAAAAGGAUAUUGCGGAACAUCUUCAAGCACGGUUGAAGAAGGAACAAGAGGAGAAAGAACGGAAGCGGAAGGAGAAAGCAGAGGCCCAUCUUUACACCAUCAUCAAGGUGGCUCGAGAUGACGACCUUGAGAAGCAAAUCGGGAAGGAUAUACAUUUUGAUCUCGUUGACCACGACAAAGUUCGGAGUUUUCGAAUCCAGAAGCAGACUUUGUUCACGCAGUUCAAGGAAGAAGUUGCCAAGGAACUUGGCAUCCCAGUUCUGUGUCAGCGAUUUUGGCUGUGGGCAAAACGGCAGAAUCAUACCUAUCGCCCAAAUAGGCCUCUAAACGAGCAGGAGGAAUUGCAGACUGUGGGCCACUUGAAGGAGGCAUCAAACAAGGGUCACAAUGCAGAGCUCAAGCUCUUCUUGGAAGUACCACUCCAAUUUUUUGACCAGAAAAUUCCAGUUGCCCCUCCAGAAAAGACUAAGGAGGACGUUUUGCUAUUUUUUAAGUUGUACACUCCUGAGAAGGAGCAGUUGAGGUAUGUUGGGAGAACUUUUGUCAAGGCCGGUGGAAAGCCUACAGAUAUCUUGGAGAGGUUGUGUGAUAUGGCUGGUUUUGCACCGAACGAGGAGAUCCAACUGUAUGAGGAAAUUAAGUUUGAGCCCAAUGUGAUGUGUGAGCAUAUCGACAAGAAGUCUACAUUCAGGGCUAGUCAGCUUGAGGAUGGUGACAUCAUCUGUUACCAGAAGGCUCUGACAAGAGAAGAGGAAGAACAUUAUCGCUAUGCUGAUGUGCCUUCGUUUUUGGAGUAUGUUCGUAAUAGACAGGUUGUACAUUUUCGACGCUUGGAGAAGCCGAAGGAAGAUGAGUUCUGCUUAGAGCUAUCUAAACAACAUACCUAUGACGACGUGGUGGAGAAAGUUGCCCAGCAAUUGGCGUUGGAAGACGCCUCUAAGAUUAGACUGACUUCGCACAACUGUUACUCUCAACAACCGAAGCCACAGCCAAUCAAGUACCGCGGUGUCGAGCGCCUGAGUGACAUGCUCGUACAUUACAACCAGACGUCGGACAUCCUAUACUUCGAGACAUUGGAUUUACCUCUCCCAGAGCUGCAGGGGCUGAAGACUUUGAAAGUUGCCUUCCAUAAUGCCAAGACAGAGGAGUUAUCGGUACACAAUAUUAGGCUACCAAAACAGAGUACCGUUGGUGAUGUCAUCAAUGAGCUCAAGGGGAAGGUGGAGCUUUCCAUCCCCAAGGCGGAACUGAGAAUACUGGAGGUUUUCUACCACAAAAUCUACAAGAUAUUCCCCUCAAAUGAGAAGAUUGAGAACAUCAAUGAUCAAUACUGGACCUUGCGGGCAGAGGAGAUUCCAGAAGAAGAGAAAGAUUUGGGUCCACAGGAUCGGUUGAUCCAUGUUUAUCACUUCACUCGGGAUGCAUCGCAAAAUCAUAUGGUUCAAAAUUUUGGAGAGCCUUUUUUCCUUGUGGUUAGGGAGAAUGAGACUUUGACGGAAGUAAAGGACCGAAUCAGAAAGAAGUUACAAGUGCCAGACGAGGAAUUUUCCAAGUGGAAGUUCGCGUUUCUUUCUCUCGGACGUCCUGAAUACUUGCAAGAGAGUGACAUAGUCGCCAGCCGUUUCCAGAAGAGAGACACAUAUGGUGCUUGGGAGCAUUACCUGGGACUUGAGCAUACUGACAGUGCUCCAAAACGGUCACAUCAAUCGAAUCAGAAUCGACAUAGCUUCGAGAAGCCUGUAAAAAUUUACAAUUGAGGACGGGCAUGUAAUAGACGGUCCAAUAUUUCUGUUGGAAGACACCUCCUAGAUUUUUCAGAAGCCACACUGUUCCCAGAUUAACCUGCAUAAGGCAGGUCUGGAAAGGGAAAUUUCCUGGGUAGUUGGGUGCUUGGUGCCCUUUUGUUAUUUAGCCUGAAUUCAAGUUUGCUACUCGGCAUGGCAUAUCAUGUACCCAUGCCUUGUGGUGUAGUGCUUGGUUGUAUAGGGAUUUACACCCUUCUUUCUAAUGGUGAUGAAUCUACCCUUCUGCGCUACCGUUGCGCGCUGAAACGUAUGGAACUGAGCAUGGGUCUCUUGUUGCAAUAUAGCCGUUAGUAAUAGGGAGGCCUGUUCUGCCAGUCUGCUGCCUUUGACCCCAUUACGGUCGAUAGCCAGCUUCACAGGCUCGGACCUAGUGCAUUGCAGUCAUCUCCAGAACUUGCGGUCUUUGCUCUCAGUAGAAUCCCUGGAGGGACCUCCAUAGAGAUCACUAUUAUUGCUGAGCUUGUACCCAUCAGAGGUGGGAAUAGGCCAGGCAAGCUUGUUGCCCUCUGCUGCAUUGCAUGCAGGGCAAGCAGGGCGCUUGUUGAGUGUCUACGAAAUAUUUGGUGUCCUGGUUAUGAGGCCCUUACCAAUUCCCUUUCCUGUGCCAGCUUGAUAGUGUCCCUUUGACCCCAUGCACAGAUGUAGUUCUCCUGGCUUUUUUUUUGCAUGUGGGUUCGUAAUUGAGCCCCUUCUGUACCCAACUUCUGAACUCUCCUAGCCUCAUUGCAAAGGCUCAAUUUGUUUUGAGUAUGGACACUUUAAUCUGUUAUUAGGGAAUGAUCACAUGUUCCACGGAAUUACUUGUAUUAGGAAUUAUGACUAACUCUGG